CUCCCGUGAGGCUGAAACGUGGCAGGUUGAGCAGUUGCGUUGUGACCCGGAUGAUCUUCCAGCAGCUAACAACAGGAUGUUCUGUUAGCCUGUCUGAGCUUCAGCUGCUGAACAAUUCAGGAAGUUGCAAUAUUAUCACCUUAUUGUUACUGACAGCUAAAUCUGGAGGACACUAUGCGGAGUGUCGGAUGUUUGCAAGUGAACGAGAACGUGUCGGGGAUUCAUAGUUUGUGAAUUGUUGAUACGGAGGCUAGUUAGCUUAGCACAGUUAGCUUAGCUUAGUGUAACGUCUCUUUUAAGAUAAACCUGUAUGUUUAGCAGCUAUCUGAAUUUAGUCCAGAUUACAGAGACGUUUAUUAAAUUAGCCACUAUUGAGAAGCAACAGUUGCAUCUCGUGGCAUGUGAUUUAACUGUAAGGAUUAUUAGUGUUAAAGAGGUGGCGGUUGGUUGUUGUUGGUUAGCCUAGCAUUAGCAUAAAGUGCAGUAAUAAUGGACGACUUCAGCUCCAUCAGCCUGCUGUCUCUCGCCAUGUUGGUGGGAUGUUAUGUGGCAGGAACCAUUCCUCUGGCUGUCAACUUCUCAGAGGAGAAGCUGAAGCUGGUCACGGUGCUGGGCGCCGGGCUGCUGUGUGGCACCGCGCUCGCUGUCAUCAUUCCUGAGGGAGUCCACGCGCUUUAUGAAGAAAUACUUGAAGGAGCUCACCACAGCCACGGCCAGGCGGGGGUUGUGGAGGUGUCGGAGACGAAGGGGGAAGUGGACGUGAGUGCGGGGGGGAAGCACGAGCACAGCCACGAGCAGCUGCACGCCUGCAUCGGAGUCUCUCUGGUGCUCGGCUUCGUCUUCAUGCUGCUGGUCGACCAGAUCGGCAGCGCGCACGUUCACAGCACCGAAGCUUUAGAUCCAGAGGCAGCGAGGGCCUCCUCAAAGAUCACCACCACCUUGGGGCUGGUGGUCCACGCUGCAGCUGACGGAGUGGCUCUCGGAGCGGCUGCCUCCACGUCUCAGACCAGCGUCCAGCUCAUCGUGUUCGUAGCCAUCAUGCUGCACAAGGCUCCGGCGGCGUUCGGCCUCGUCUCGUUCCUGAUGCAUGCCGGUCUGGAGAGGAACCGGAUCCGGAGACAUCUGCUGGUUUUCUCCCUCGCAGCGCCCGUCCUCGCCAUGCUCACCUUCCUGGGCCUCAGCCAGAGCAGUAAGGAGGCGCUGUCCGACUUCAACGCCACCGGAGUGGCCAUGUUGUUUUCCGCCGGCACCUUCCUCUACGUGGCCACCGUGCACGUGCUCCCCGAGGUGGGGGGGGGCCACAGCCACUCUCCUGCGGGGGGGAACGGAGGAAAGGGACUGAGCAAAGUGGAGGUGGGAGCGCUGGUUCUGGGCUGCCUCAUCCCUCUGGUGCUCUCCGUCGGGCACCACCAUUAGAAUUUGAGAGGGAGACAGAGACUUCAAACUUUAAGGAUGUGUUGAGACUGGAGCUCGCUGCGGGACUUUUUUGUGACUCAAACUGAGCUGAACCACGAAACAUCUUACAGCUUCUCUACGUGUCCAUUUAUUCCACCUGAAGUCUUUUUCCCAUGUGACGAUGGGUUUGAUUUCCAUCAUCGUGGAGUCCUGCAUCGCGCUCGUCCAGAUAUCAUUACAUCGAUGUUUCACUCGAUGGCAGUUGCACAGCGAGAUUUGAUGAUCUCAAGACGGCCAACUCUCCUUUUUAUAAUAUAAUUGUACAGAGUGUAAAUGUCUUAGCAUCGAUCCAGAUUGAUUUUGAGCUGAUUUCAAGUGCCAUAUUAGCGUGAAGACGUGUUUGUAGAAUCGUUUCUUUCUCUACGUUUAUUCCUCGCAGGAUGACACGAUAACCGGCUAGACGCUCGUUAUGAUUUCGCUUUAUCCUGUAGGAAUGAUGGGUACUGAUGGUGUCUCGUUAAUAAAUCGCAGCUUCUCAGACGUAUCUGCUAAAUCCUGCGCAAGACGAAAAAACAUGGACCCUGAGCUGUCACUUUUGUCUCUUCACUUUCUGGACGUGUUUAUUCCUGGUCUGUUUUACUUGGAGGGUAAUUAGAAAUAGAAGAUGGAGGGGGGGGGGGGGCAGUUAAUGUGUAUAGAGUAAUUGAUUGUAUAGUUAUUUAGAGGUGGAGGGUUAUUGUUAAUAUUAUUUCCGCAGCUCUGAAUGAAGGACUUCUCUGGAGGGCAUUUAAACAUUAAGGGACCAUUUCUCUGGAGACAUUUUCUUUCUUAAAUUGGGUUGUUCGUCUGAAGUGAAUCUCACCUGAGCAAUAACGAUACUCGUGAAAUCGAGUAAAAGUCACUUCUGUCUCAGAAGCGUGGAAACGGCUGCAGAGGGGUUUGUUUAGUGGGUUUGAAAGACGCUCUUGAACGCACCGUGAACGUUCAAACAGUAACAGGUUGAUGCAUUCAAAUGUAGGCUAGAACUGCUGCUAACAACAUUUUUACUAUCGAUUAAUCUGAGGAAUAUUGAAUACAUUUGUCAUUAAUAUCCCAGAAAAAGUCAUACAUAGUCUCUUAAUGUCUUAAUCUAAUCAAAAACCACCAAAAUGUAAUUUAAAUAAAACAAAAAAGUAGGUAAUCUGAGUAUUUGAGAGGCUAAAAACUGCAUUUUCCGACAUUGUUUUCGGUAAACGUUUGUUUUUUACUCCAAAACCUCAAGAUAUUUAUACAGAUCAAAUAAGAAGCAGGACAUAGUCUUUAAAUGUCUUGUGUUUUAGUCCAACCCCAAAAAGGACAUCUGAACAUUUAAGCGGCAAAAGCGGCCUUUUCUGACACUGGCAUGAACAAGGACUCCUAGGAUCAAUCGAUAAUGAAAAUAUUUGCAGAUUAUUGAUCUGUAGUUACAGCUUCUACAGGUCUUCUUCUUCUGUGUCACUGUGCCUGCUCAGCUCAUGUAAAUGUAUUUAAGUCAUUGUGGUCUGUACAGAGUAACUUCAUGACUUCCUGUGUGAGAUGGAACUGCUUUAAAUCUGAAAUCUGACUUUUUCUGUAGAAAUCUAAUGGUUUUACCAAGAGAGGGGGGUCGCAUGCUGACCAGCAGCUGCAUGGGGUUUUAGUUUUUAUUAUGGGAUGCUGAGUGUGUGUGUAUAAAAGGGAAACUGCACCCCAACCUGUGUGGAUUUACACUCAGGCAGGUUUUAGGACAGCCCCAUCAUGUGCCUCUUCUCUUUACACCAUCAGUCACUUCUGUGUCCGAUCUUUACAGAAACGGGCAAUGAAGUCAAACGAGUCCUCUGGUGAAUGUGUUAAACGCUGCAGAUCAUGGUUAUUUAAAUUGGGCUAAUCCACAUCGUGAAAGAGUCCAAAGACAAUUUCACACGUCUUCCUUUGUGCAUCCAACAGUAAAACAAGUCAAAUAUAUCCGAAAAAUUGUUGUAAAAUAUGAAGAAAUCCCCAAAAUAUUCACAUUUUAGAAGCUACAGAAUUGUUCUCAUUAAAAAAAGUGCUUAAAAACGUAAAUGAAUCUUGGAAAUCUAUGUAUGUAAUGCAUUGUUUACCAAACUGCUUUUUACAUGCAGAACUGUUGGCUUUUAAAUCUCCUUAAAAUAAAGGUUUUGGUCAUUUAAUGAGAUUAAAUAUGCAUGACUAAAUACCAUGCCUGGCUUUUAUUUAUUAGGAGCUUUACCCUCCUGAGUACUGCCCACUUUAAAGCAGAGAGGAAACGGAUAUUUAAAUCUAUAAUGAUGUUAAAUAAAUCAAGCUUUAGUGCGACUGUGGCUGGCAGGGAGAAAAUGAGUUAUACAAGUCAUCAAAGUGUCUUCAUGUCGGUUUGAAUGACUUCCUUUGGGGCUGAGGAAGGAACUAGUUCUGAAAAAUAACAUCUAUUGAAAUCGGAAGAUAGUUUGGCACGUCCUUUUAUAUCAUCUAAAUCUCAUGCUGCUGUCCAGUGAUGAUAUGUUUCUCCAAGUGUUUUGUUAUAAGCCCAGAGUUACUGAUGUCUCCAGACAUGCAUCGAAAAGAUCCCAUUAUAAUUAGAUUUAAGGAGAAUAAUGUGGGACAUAAUGAAGAGCUCUGUCUUUGCACAAAUACAUUUCAAAGUUGUAGCCAAAGUAAAACCAUCAAGGGUAGUUAGUGGUUGUUUUCGACCAAUCAGGAUCAAGUAGUGUCAGUGUGAUCAUGUUUAAAUGCAAUCACUUAUUAUAGAUAUUUAAUCACAGAUGUUCCCCUCGUGUGUGCACGUAGCAUCUUCCAUCAAUAUAGAUAUGGUGACAAUUAAGCAGUAAGAUCUUGUUCAAACAUCAGAUAUCUGAAGGUGCAUUUUGAUGUAACUUCCACAUUUACAGGUGGCACAUGUCGGGGCUGAGAGGAGGGUCUUCAAUAUUUGUAGUAUUAUUGUCAGUGUGAAGGGGGGGGGUAUUUUUCUUCCGUCAUUCCAGGAUGAGUCUGCCUUAUUUCCAACUUUUGAUUGUGAACGUCGGUUGUAAAGCAAUGUGUUUUAUGACAACUCAAUUAAAGUUUUUUAAACUGGUGAAAA
Molecule: messenger RNA, 4471 nt
Organism: Gymnodraco acuticeps
Lineage: Eukaryota; Metazoa; Chordata; Actinopteri; Perciformes; Bathydraconidae
Gene: slc39a9
Product: solute carrier family 39 member 9
Biological process (GO): zinc ion transport; transmembrane transport
Cellular component (GO): membrane
Molecular function (GO): metal ion transmembrane transporter activity
Source: RefSeq, a predicted model, not a curated record